Rotaria sp. Silwood1 is the source of this 1254-nucleotide messenger RNA. The record is from the annotation of a GenBank genome assembly. Lineage: Eukaryota; Metazoa; Rotifera; Eurotatoria; Philodinida; Philodinidae.
AUGACAGCUACAACAACUACUACAAUAGUUAAUUUACCAAAAAAUAAAACAGGACUUUUUGCUGGUGAUACUAUACAAGAAGUUAAAUCAUUAAAAAGUCAACCAAUUAUAAUGUCACGUCAAUCUCGUCAUACAAAUUCAACUAAUCAAUUAUCAAUACCAUCUGAACAAAGAAAAAUUUCAAAAAUUCAACAAUAUUAUCGUAUUGAUAGAAUAAAUGCAUUAAAAAAUGAUACAACAAAUAAUUUGUUAUUAAGUAAAAAUAUUCUAAGAACUGGUUUUCGUCCAUCACCAAUACGUCAUCAAAAAUUACAUGAAACAAAUUCAUCUUCAUCAAAACAACCAUUUAGUCCAUCACAUACUUCAACAAAAUUAAAAUCCGAAAUUGAUCAUCUUAAUAAUAAAUUAAAACUUCAUGGAGAUUUAAAUAAACUUUUACGAACUCAACAAAAUCGAGAUACAAUUGCUACUCCACGUAGUGCUUUAUCAUAUUCAACAUCAUAUCGUAUUUCAUCUGCAAGUACAAAUUAUAUAGUUGAUAUUGGUCAUCAACGUUAUCCAUCAGCUAUAACAAAUAAUACUAUAAAUACGAUUAUAUCAAAUUCAGGAACGAUUGAUAUAUUGAGUAAAUCAACACAAAGUUUAUCUGGUAUAACGGAAUCAUCACCAACAAUCAAUGAAGAAGAUAAUAAUACUAAUAAUCAUCAAAUAACUCAUGCUUAUCAAAUUCCACAACAAUCAAAUGUUGGAAAUGAAAGUAUUUUUCCUUUAAAUUCAUUACCACCACCAUCAUCAUCAUCAUUAUCAUCAUUAUCAAAUAGAAAAUAUUCUAAAAGAAAAGAUCAUCGUUCGAAAGGAACUAAAUCAGCUUCAUGUCCAUUUUAUGUUAUGUAUUUUACUAAUUUAGCUACACAACAACAACAACAACAACAACAACCGAGUGCUAAUAAUGAAAAUGAUAAAAUAUCAUUAUCAAUAUCAGCAACACCAAUACGUAAAGGAACAAUAAAUUCUCGUACAAGUACAUCUUAUUCACGUCGUCAAUCAAUAAGAAGACAUGUUAAUAGUCCAAUAAGUUUGAAUACAUAUUCAACUAUUGAUGAUGAUGAUGAUGUUGAUAAUCAAACAACAAAUACAACAUCAUAUUAUAAUAAUAAACGUUUUUCAGCUCGAAUAGCUGCAUUUGAAAAUGAAAAUUCUCAUUUAUUAAAAGAUAUUCUACGAACUACAUCAUGGAAUCAUGUACAAGUGUAA